Molecule: messenger RNA, 1035 nt
Organism: Acytostelium subglobosum LB1
Lineage: Eukaryota; Evosea; Eumycetozoa; Acytosteliales; Acytosteliaceae
Exons: 2
Source: RefSeq, a predicted model, not a curated record
AUGAAUGAUAUAUCAACUAUACCCAAUCUAUUAUUACAAUAUAUAUUGUCAAAUGUAGAGUCCAACAUUGAUAAGAUAUGUCUGUCGAUGUCAUGUAAACGUCUGUUCAAUCAAAGACCAUACUACCUUAGACUACGAUGUGAAUGUCGAAUGUCAAAUGAACGAUAUCGAGCAGUAUCCCUCACAUCCUUUACUCAACAACUCGUCCAAGUUGAUCCCCCUCCAGUCCUCACUCUUCAACAGCUAAAGGAUCAAAGAAAUGUACCUUCAAAGAUGAUCUGGACUAUCGAUACAAGUGUUGCGGCUAAUGCUAUACCCGCAGCGGUCACUGACUUGGAGUUUGGAAUGGCGUUCAAUCAACCUUUGAAGCCAGGCGCACUGCCACUGACUAUUCGUAAACUGAUACUUGGCGAGCAGUUCAGAAAGGUGCUCAUGCCAGGCUCGAUACCGCCUCUGGUCGAGGUACUCAAGUUUGGCACCGACUAUAACAUACCACUCGUGCAAGGCAUACUCCCCAACAGCCUGCGGAAGUUGGAUCUGUCUCGAUGCAGUGUGAUACUGAACAAGUCGGCACCGCUGCCCGCCGGCAUCACAUCGCUUAGUCUUCCCAACCAACAAAUACCCAUCAUCUUCCUGCCACCGAACCUAUUGCAUCUCAAACUGCCGCGCGACUACUCUCAUCGCCUGCAACAUCUUCCAGAGAGCGUGCGAACGAUCAAAGGGUCAUUCAUGGAGGACACCAACUUCAAAUGGAUACCAUCAAUACCAUCACAUCUGGAGACACUACAAGUUACAGUACUAACGAUGCGCUUGGACCCUACAAGGAUACUGUCAUACACGUUCAAGCCAUUGAUACACAUCAACACUGUCGUCCUCAACUUGGCGCGCGAAGAUCGCUUCUUCAUUCGACGUCUAGAUCGUCGGAGUGCGCUUGUCGUUGUUGAACGUACCAUGGAAGGCUUCAUCGCGCCAAUCGAUCAGUUUGCUCGACACUUCCUUCGAUUCCGAACCGAGUUGCUUCGACUCGAGUGGGUC